This is a messenger RNA of Paralichthys olivaceus (Japanese flounder), 981 nucleotides long. The record is from RefSeq and is a predicted model, not a curated record. Lineage: Eukaryota; Metazoa; Chordata; Actinopteri; Pleuronectiformes; Paralichthyidae.
UCUCGCACAGGCGACAAAAUGUUUCUGGCAUCAAAACUAAUCGGGGGCAUCAUAGACAUCGUGAGCAACAUCGACCCUGCUAAGUUCGUCCCCGCAGACCCGCCUCCUCCUCGCAGACCUCUGAACUUUGCUGAGAGUCAUGAGAGCGAAGAGGAGAAGCAGUUCCGCAGAGUUUUCAAGCAGUUGGCUGGAGACGACAUGGAGGUGAGCCCCAACGAGCUGAUGAACAUCCUCAACAAAAUCAUUUCCAGAAACUCACAACUGAAGACGGACGGUUUCAGCAUCGAGUCCUGCAGGAGCAUGGUCGCCGUUAUGGACAGUGACAGCACCGGGAAACUGGGAUUCCAUGAGUUCAAGUACCUGUGGAACAACAUCAAGAGAUGGCAGGGUAUCUACGUGAAACAUGACAGGGAUCGUUCUGGUGUGAUCAGUGGUCAGGAGCUGCCGAGAGUCUUCGAGGCUGCAGGUUUCCCUCUGAAUGGUCAACUUUUACAGCUGAUCACCCGUCGCUACAGUGAUGAGCAUUCAAACAUGGACUUUGACAAUUUCAUUGGCUGCAUGGUUCGACUGGACGCCAUGUGCAGAGCCUUCAAGACUCUGGACAAAGACAACAGCGGCUCCAUCGACCUGGACGUCAAGGAGUGGCUUCAGCUGACGAUGUAUUCAUGAAGCGACCGGACGAGGGAGAUUAAAACUUCUCUUCUUUCCUCUCAUCCCUCACUUCCUCUCGUUCCGCUCUCUGUGUGUUUAACGGUGUGUGGCAGCGUUUGAAAACCCCCAUUGUCUCCAUGGUAACAGGACCAAAAUGCCAGCGCACAGCUAACGUCGAAGCAGAAAUCAAACUCGGGACCAAAGUCUUACUGAUGCUGCUGUUGCAUUGCCCCUCUGCUGCCAGGAGGUGGUGCUAUAAAUUCUGAAUUUUUUUUUUUAUUAGGCUGAAACUGACUCUGAACAGAAUAAAAUUAUAGAAGUGACAAACAC